Molecule: messenger RNA, 1596 nt
Organism: Pundamilia nyererei
Lineage: Eukaryota; Metazoa; Chordata; Actinopteri; Cichliformes; Cichlidae
Gene: stxbp1b
Product: syntaxin binding protein 1b
Exons: 17
Coding region: 61-1596 (511 amino acids)
Biological process (GO): vesicle-mediated transport
Source: RefSeq, a predicted model, not a curated record
AGUAGUAAUAGCUCCACUCGGUUGUCUUUGGAGAGCAGGACGCGCACUGACGGGAUCAUCAUGGCACCGCUGGGACUAAAAGCCAUUGUUGGAGAAAAGAUAAUGAACAACGUCAUCAAGAAGGCAAGAGAAAAAGGAAAAUGGAAGGUUUUGGUGGUGGACAAGCUGAGCAUGAGGAUGGUGUCCUCCUGCUGUAAGAUGACAGACAUCAUGUCUGAGGGAAUCACUAUUGUCGAAGAUAUAACAAAGCGGCGUGAACCUCUGCCCAGCAUGGAGGCCAUCUACCUGAUCACACCCUCAGACGAGUCUGUCGAGGGUGUGAUUGAGGACUUCAGAGACCCUCGGACUCCGAGGUACAAAGCCGCCCACGUCUUCUUCACUGACACAAUCCCAGACUCUUUGUUUGGACUCUUGACCAAAUCCCGCGCUUCUAAAGCGAUGAAGGCCUUGACUGAGAUCCACAUAGCCUUCCUGCCCUAUGAGUCUCAGGUCUUCUCCCUGGAUAAAGUGGAUGCUUUCCAGGACUUCUACAGCCCCUUCAAGGCUGACGUGAAGAAUAACAUGUUGGAGCGUUGUGCUGAACAGAUCGCCACCCUCUGUGCCACGCUGAAAGAGUAUCCAGGAGUUCGAUACAGAGGGGACUACAAAGACUGUGCAGUUCUGGCUCAGAUGCUUCAGGAGAAGUUGGAUGGCUACAAAGCUGAUGACCCCACCUUGGGAGAGGGUCCCGAUAAGUCUCGCACUCAGCUGCUCAUUCUGGACCGAGGCUUUGACCCCGUGUCACCUCUCCUGCAUGAGCUCACACUGCAAGCCAUGGCCUACGACUUACUGGGAGUCGAGGAUGAUGUUUACAGGUUUGAGACCAGCGGGAUGGGAGAAACCAGGAUGAAGGAGGUAGUGCUGGACGAGGAUGACGAUCUGUGGCUGAGUCUGAGACAUAAGCACAUCGCUGAGGUGUCGACAGCUGUGACUCGCUCACUCAAGGAAUUCUCUGCCAGCAAAAAGAUGAACACUGGAGAAAAGACCACCAUGAAGGAACUCUCGCAGAUGCUGAAGAAGAUGCCUCAGUAUCAGAAAGAGCUCAGCAAGUAUUCAACCCACCUCCACCUGGCUGAGGACUGUAUGAACCGCUACCAGGGCACCGUGGACAAACUUUGCCGUGUGGAACAGGAUCUCGCAAUGGGAACAGAUGCAGAAGGUGAGAAGAUCAAGGAUCCCAUGAGGCUCAUUGUCCCCAUUCUGCUGGAUGCCAAUGUCAAUGUGUCCGACAAGAUCCGCAUCAUCCUGCUCUACAUCUUCCUUAAGAAUGGUGUGACUGAGGAGAACCUGUGUAAGCUCCUGCAGCAUGCUAACAUCCCACCGGAGGACAGUGACAUCAUUUCCAACAUGGCCCACAUGGGUGUUCCCAUUAUCUCUGAGUAUCCACCAUGUGGUUUGGGGACAAGCAUGAAGCUCCUUGCAGCUGCCUCGGCAAUGAAGGUGGAGAACAUGGUUCCCAGCCUCCCUCGGAAAGCUGCCAAAGUUCUGCUGGAGGUGGAAGUUGAAGAUCUCUGGAACAGGGCGCCACCCACAUCCUCACCCCGCCAAAAUAUUUAA